CCCGUGCCCAAGGCGGGGCUAGCUGUUGAAGAGCUGAAAAAGCAGGCACUGCUGCAGUGACACCGGGAAGGUUUAGUGGCGUCUAAAACACGCAACCCCCGGCGGUGACAUUACGGCCUGCGCCACACACUGUAAGUUGUCGGAUGAAGACUGGUUCUAGGAUGUGGCAUGAAGCUCGUAAACACGAGCGAAAGCUUCGGGGGAUGAUGGUGGAUUAUAAAAAGCGGGCUGAGCGACGGCGAGAAUACUAUGAGAAGAUUAAAAAAGAUCCAGCUCAGUUCCUUCAGGUACAUGGGCGAUCAUGUAAGAUUCACCUGGAUUCUGCUGUAGCACUGGCUGCUGAAAGCCCUGUUAACAUGAUGCCGUGGCAGGGGGACCCGAACAACAUGAUUGACCGCUUUGAUGUCCGAGCUCAUCUUGACUACAUUUCAGAAUAUAGACCUCCUCUUCUUACCACAAUAUCACCGGAACAAGAAGCUGAUGACCGGAAGUGUAAUUAUGAACGCUACCGUGGGUUGGUUCAGAAUGACUUUGCUGGAAUUUCUGAAGAGCAGUGUCUGUAUCAGAUUUACAUUGAUGAACUUUACGGUGGUCUGCAAAGACCAGGGGAUGAUGAAAAGAAGAAGUUGGCAGAAAAGAAAGCCUCAAUUGGGUACACAUAUGAUGACAGCACGGUGGCUGAUUUAGGAAGCUCCGACAAAGAGGACGAAGAUUCUGAUGAUGAGAGCAAAUCUGAUGAAGAUGAAGUCAUUCCAGACAUAGACGUGGAAGUAGAUGUUGAUGACGUAACUGAAGAGCAGGUUGCUGAUCUGAACAAGCAGGCAACCAGUUAUGGAAUGGCUGAGGGAGACUUUGUCAGGAUGCUACGUAAAGAUAAAGAAGAGUCUGAAGCAAUAAAACACGCUAAAGCUUUGGAAGAGGAGAAGGCCAUGUAUUCUGGACGCCGUUCCCGAAGGCAGAGAAGAGAGUUUAGAGAAAAACGACUUAAAGGAAGAAAGAUCAGUCCACCCAGCUAUGCCCGACGAGACAGUCCAACCUAUGAUCCUUACAGAAGGUCCCAAUCGGAGUCUUCAUCUGCUUCUCGUUCCCACACUCCAAGUCCAGGGCGUGAGGAAGCUAUUACUUUUAUAACCAGCUUUGGGGGCAGUGAGGAUGAAUCAGCUUCAGGCCCUGCAGCUCAAACUUCUGCAAGCAGUGGCAACAAAAGGGCCCCACAUUCACAGGCCCCUGGGACUUCUUCAGGUCGUAAAGAGGCCUCCCGACGGAGGUCUUCCUCUACAUCAUCUUCCUCGUCUUCCUCUACAUCAUCAAGCUCCAGAACGUCUUCCAGAUCAAGAUCCAGCUCUAGAUCAAGGAGAGAUACCCAUAGGCGUAGAUCAGUAUCCCGUUCUCGCUCUCGUAGAUAUUCUCGCAGCCCUGCAAGAAGAUAUUCUGGUGGAGGAUGGACAAGAGACAACAGAAAAUAUUCCAGAUCAAGGUCACCAGACCGUGAUCGAUAUUAUGGAGGAAGACGUAGGUCUCGAAGUCGUUCACGGUCACUAGACCGAUUUGGACGUGGUGGAAAGACCAGCGGGCGUCCUCGAGGGAGUAGCCAAAGUAGUUUUUCUAGGAGUCCUUCUCCAAAUCGAGAAAGAGGAGCAGGAAGGACAGUAUCUCCAGCAGUGGGAGAGCGAUUGAAAAGACCUGAACUUGCUGUUUCCAGAGAGAGCGGAGCAGCCAAAGCCAAGUUAACUCCACAGGAGAAGCUAAAACUUCGUAUGCAGAAAGCCUUAAACAAGCAGUACAAGGCGGAUAAAAAAGCAGCUCAGGAGAAGAUUAUACAGCAGGAGCAUGAACGGCAGGAGCGGGAGGAUGAGCUCAGAGCUAUGGCACGGAAGAUCCGCAUGAAAGAACGAGAGCGGCGUGAGAGAGAGCGUGAUGAGUGGGAAAGGCAUUACACGAGAAGCCGGUCGCCUUCACCGAGACAUAGCCGCGAUCACAGCUCUUCAAAAAGGAGGUCACGCUCAAGAUCCAGGAGCCCACAUCAUCGCCACUAACCAAUCAAGGUUCUUGGAGACUUUCUCCUUGUAUUAUGUCGUACAUUUUAAAUAUGACUUGCGUCACUGUGUACAUUCCCUAUAUUGGACUAUGUGUAAAGUCUGGGAGGAUGUUGUAUAAAGGACACCUGUCAGCCUCUUAUCCUCAAGACAUCAAUCUUUUAUUAGGCUGAACAUUACCACGUAGUUUGGCAGGUCCUCUGUAAACUAUACAUCUUGUAGAUGUCUUUUAUUUAGCUGCUGAUGGGGGCAUUAAUUGCGUCCUCCAAAUCGCCCUCAAACUUCAUUAUGUGGGAUAUUUUGGGCUCUAAUGAAUUGUAAUGUGGCUUCUAGGUAAACCAUUAGUGCCAUGGCACGUUCUGAUGACUUGGCAAGGCUUCUUGGUCACCUUGAUGCUACUGAUCUAGACUGGAAUCCAGCAUGCAGGUUUUGAUGUCCUUUCUUGAGAUAAAACCAGGGGUGGAUUCGAAGGGCAUGAGAAGUACAUAGGAAAGGACUUCUACAACUCCUUUCUGUCGGAUCCACUCUGGCUGGCUUUGGCUAAAGAAAGAAACGUCAACUGCAACUCAAACUAGAUAAAAACCUGAGUGUGUUUCCAGCCUUACUGAGACCUCACAGCGUGCCACAUCUGCUGCUGCAGGAAGUGCGAUUUUCAGUCCUAGGAGAAGUAGUAGUCACAAGAACACCUACAAGUUACUGUUUAUAGCAGAACUUUUAGUGACCGGUUUCCUUUAACAUUUUGCUAGGAUCCAGGAGAAUGAAUAUUGAGUAUAAUGGUGCAUACAGUUUUUUUAUUUUUUCCUUUUUUUUUUUUUUUUUUUUUCUGUAUACAGUAUCAGUUUAGUGCUGUUCACAUACAUCUGGAUCUCCGUCUCCCCCCCUCCCCUGGUUUUUUUUUGUAUUGCGGAUGACGAAGUUGAUCCUGUAGUUUUCAGUGGUGUCAGUCUUGGAUCCAGUGGCAUCAUUUGUGAUGCCAGAGCCAGCCAAGGAAACAUUACAUGCACUGAUUGUCUGUCUGCCUAUUAGAAAUCGACAAAGUGUACAAUUUUUCAAUCUGUUGUGUCUUGCUGAGGCAAUAAAAAGAACUAGCCAGACAUAACCGAUAUGCAAUCCCAUUGGACAGGUAAAUUCAUGAAAGGUGAAUGAAUUCUGUAUUAGACAUCCCAGAUCAUAAAUAGAUUCUGAAACUGGUUACCCUCACUGUAUGCAGAUCAGAUGGUAAGUGUUUCUUGUGUUUUUUGUUUUUGUUUUUUUAUGACUUGACAAACUCACUCAUUACUAGUAUUGGGCCAGUACAGUCUUCCUGUGAAUUUAACAUUUUGGUCUUAAUUUUUUUUUCUGAUAGCUGCUCGAUUUGCAGGUGGCACUUUUUAGUAACUUGUCUUAAAAGACCUGAUAUAAAGUUAAUGUAAAAUGCCAGCCACUAGUAUAAUUUUAUAAUUUUUUAUUUUCUUUUGCUUUAUUGGUUCUUUAUUGAUCAGACCAUGAGUUCUUUGUAACUCAAACAAUAGCAAUGUAGUGAUGUAUUCUUUACCGUUUGCCAACUCAUUUUUCCACAGGAAGCUUCAUAUUGUAAAAUAUUUGUUGGGUUCCUUGACAUCCUUUAUUUUAUUGUUCAUGUAAAUAAAUUUAUUUUUGCUUUCUAAU
Molecule: messenger RNA, 3683 nt
Organism: Bufo bufo (common toad)
Lineage: Eukaryota; Metazoa; Chordata; Amphibia; Anura; Bufonidae
Gene: CLASRP
Product: CLK4 associating serine/arginine rich protein
Exons: 21
Coding region: 144-2036 (630 amino acids)
Source: RefSeq, a predicted model, not a curated record